AUGGAUCCCAAUCCAUUCCCUCCACCUGCAAGAGGAAGGAGAGGCAGAGGGGGAAACUACCCUUUUGCUAACAAUGACAGGAACAGACAGGGGGCAAAUUGGAGGAACCACCCAGAUCUGGAAGAACAUGAGGAACACAGGGAAGAAGUUCUGCCUAGGCCAUAUAGGGCAGAACCCAAGAUUGAUUACGCCCAACCAGAACAAGGGCAGAAUCUCCUCCCUAUUAAUGCUUUAAAUGACGUAGGGGCAUUGCAAAGAAUGAUCAGAGAAAUGAUGGAGUCUGAAGCAAGAAGAGGAGAAAGGCCCACUUACAGAAAGCCAUAUCCAGCUUACAUUGAUCAGAUACCCUUAUCCCCAGGUUUCAAAGUACCAAACUUCACUUUGUUUAACAGAAAGGAUCCCCAUGCUUCAUCAGUCGAGCACAUAGGCAGAUUUUCUGUCCAGUGUAUAGCCAUAGAGAAUAACCCGCUGUUAAAGCUAAGGCUUUUCGGGAAUUCUCUCUAUGGACAAGCUUUUACUUGGUACACCAAUCUAUCAGCAAAUUCUGUUCAAACUUGGGAGCAGAUGGAGAGUGUCUUCCAUGAUUACUAUUAUAGGAUUCAGCCAGAGGUCACCAUCAGUGACCUUGCUGCCCUCAAGCAGAGUGAAGAUAAACCUGCUUAA
This is a messenger RNA of Prunus armeniaca (apricot), 663 nucleotides long. Lineage: Eukaryota; Viridiplantae; Streptophyta; Magnoliopsida; Rosales; Rosaceae. The record is from the annotation of a GenBank genome assembly.